AUGCACCUCAGAUACGUGGCCUGGUUGGCGAUUGGCGCCGCCUUGCCAUCAGCUGCACUCAUCCGGUUCGGGUGUUCCCAGUUGACGGUAACGAGGCUUGAUCCUCUGGUCAACCCAGGAGUCAACCCAUCCCCUCAUCUGCAUCAGAUCGUCGGUGGCAACUCAUUCAAUGUAUCCAUGGAUCCAGUCACGCAUGACCUUCCAAGUCUGUCCACGUGCACGAGUUGCCAGUUCGCGGAAGACCUGUCUAACUACUGGACCGCCGUGUUGUUCUUCAAGGCUCAGAACGGAACCUACAAGCGGGUGCCAAUCCGCGGAAAUGUCGGGUUCGAAGGCGCCAACGGAGGAAUGACAGUGUACUACAUGCAAGACGGGCUAGCAGACUUUGAGCAAAAGAGCAGAGUCACUGCUUUUAGGCCGGGUUUCCGCAUGCUCGUCGGCGAUCAGGGAGCUCGUACACCGGAGAAGGCAGAGCAUUACCGCCAGCUGACCUACACGUGCUUGCAAGACUUAUACACUCGUUAUCCUGAGACCAAGAACUUCCCCUCGCAACCUUGUCCCGCUGGGAUCAUGGUCAAUGUCCGAUUCCCCACAACUUAG
Diaporthe citri is the source of this 600-nucleotide messenger RNA. RefSeq lists its product as uncharacterized. The record is from RefSeq and is a predicted model, not a curated record. Lineage: Eukaryota; Fungi; Ascomycota; Sordariomycetes; Diaporthales; Diaporthaceae. Bases 1 to 600 code for a protein of 199 amino acids. The transcript has 4 exons.